AUGGAAGGCAGAACAAUCAAUGUUGAAGCCGGAGACCUGUACCCUGGAGAGCCUUUUUGGCGCGACAAAUACGAAUGGUUGCUCAGCUGUGGUUACAAGCUACGAGAUCGGUACAAACCCGACUGGGUGCCUUCAUGGAGGGGCAAGAGCGACGUUUACUAUUAUGACCAGGAGGACUCAUUCCCAUUCCUGGAUACUCGCGCUGCGGACGCUGUUCGUGUUUCCGAUGGCACUCCCGUUGCCUUGAAGCGCGUAUACCCAGACGUGAAUCCGCAUGAAGAAGCUGUUAUCAUCAAGCUCGGGAGUGAGCCACUUGCCUCUGACUCUCGCAACCAUUGUGUUCCGAUAUACGAGAUACUGGAUGUUCCCGGCGAGAAUUACCGGUUAAUAGUCAUGCCUCUGCUUCGCAAAUACGCAAACCCCGAGUUCGAUACCAUCGGUGAAGUCGUAAGCUGUAUUCAACAGAUCUUCGAGGCAUGUUGCUCAUGUCGGACGUGUUGUCACCAGGGAUUGCAUUUCAUGCAUGCUCAUCGUAUUGCUCAUCGAGAUUGCACUGCCAAUAACAUUAUGCUCGAUCCGAGGAACAUGUAUCCCGACGGAUUCCAUCCGGCGGAACCCUCGAAAGCCAAAGACCUGAAAGAACCUGCUCAGUAUUUUACUCGAACUCAGCGUCCAUCGAAGUAUUACCUCAUAGACUUUGGCUUAUCAAUGCUGUUUCCUCCCGAAGGGCCCGCCACAGCCAUCCCUACUAUGGGAGGAGACAGGUCCGUUCCCGAGUUCGCCGCAGACUACGAUGCCCCGUACGACCCUUUCCCUGUCGACGUGUAUUACCUCGGCAACUGGGUUAGGAAGUAUAUCAUCCAGGUUGGCAUUAUGUUCUCCGUCAAAUACCACGGAUUCGAGUUCUUGUCAGGUCUCAUGGACGACAUGACGGUUGACGACCCGAGCAAACGACCGACGAUGGAACAGGUCAUGGAGCGGCUUGACAAGAUUAUUAAAUCCGCAUGGUCCUGGAAACUGCGUUCGCGGGUCGCUGCUCGAGACGAACAUCCCAUCCUGGGCUUGUAUCGCGCUAUAGGCCACUGGAAACGGCGCGUGGUCUUCAUCUAUACCCGAACUCCGGCCAUCCCGACACCAUCGCCUAUCCCUCCUACACACGUGCAGCGUAGAUCAGCGGCCCCGGCGAGCACCAGUCAACCCUCUGUUCCAGCAGAACCCGACCCCCAGGCAGAGAUCAUUACGCCUCCGCCGGAUGCCACGUAG
This is a messenger RNA of Punctularia strigosozonata HHB-11173 SS5, 1263 nucleotides long. RefSeq lists its product as uncharacterized. The record is from RefSeq and is a predicted model, not a curated record. Gene Ontology annotation, biological process: protein phosphorylation. The coding region runs from base 1 to 1263 and encodes 420 amino acids. The transcript is spliced from 5 exons. NCBI's taxonomy places the organism in Eukaryota, Fungi, Basidiomycota, Agaricomycetes, Corticiales, Punctulariaceae. Gene Ontology annotation, molecular function: ATP binding; protein kinase activity.